This is a messenger RNA of Fusarium redolens, 1076 nucleotides long. RefSeq lists its product as uncharacterized. Bases 190 to 783 code for a protein of 197 amino acids. NCBI's taxonomy places the organism in Eukaryota, Fungi, Ascomycota, Sordariomycetes, Hypocreales, Nectriaceae. The record is from RefSeq and is a predicted model, not a curated record. The transcript has a single exon.
AGCAGAUCAGACCACCUUACUCUUACUCACACGGUCUCAACAAGGGCCUUAGAGGGACGUGCCAUCCUAGUCAUUAAUCCACGAACGCCCUUCGUAGAUUGAUUCCCUUCCCUGACAACAAUAUUCUUCAGUGGAAAAUCCUCACCUUGGACUUUCCAAGCCAACACCAAGACCAUCAACAUUUUCAAUAUGCCCACUUCCACUCUUCUUCUUUCUGCUCUGGCCCUCUCCCUUGCCAGCCAAUCUAUGGCGGACACGGUAGUCAUGGUCAACGGCGUCACCCUCACCGGCGACGCCCAGCCUAAAAGCGGCAACAACAGAUUUGUCGGCACGAAAUGCCCAGGCGUGCUGCAAGUUACUGGCAACAACGACGCUCACUGCUGCGUAGGCGGGACCUUGAACCUCAGCACCUGCGAGGGCUGGCCACUCUGCAGUGGCCCUCAGACUGCAGCUCCCGAACCAACAUCUAUCAGCUGCGCUACCAUGAUCCCUCUGACGGCGAACGACUACUCCUCCCUGAUUGAGAGUGCGAGCUCCCGGUACUUGAAGGCCAGUGGUGAGGCUGAGCCUUCAUCUACGGGUGAAAGUUCCAUGCCGUCGGCGACCAGCACCGAGGAAACCGACACUGAGGGCACCAGCACCGAGGGCGCAAAUGACCAGGAGGGUUCAACGAGUUCAGGUGCCAGUCCUGCCGAGACAGGCAAUGGAUCCAUCAUGGAAAAGGUUCCCGGUCCGAUGGCCAGAGUUGUUGGGGGCAUUUUGGCCUUGUGGAUGUCCAUGUAACAUGGUAGCCCUGGGGAAAAUAGUAAUAAUUGUUACUCUUGGUGAUAGACAUUCGCAAAAUAAUGGGCGACCAAGGUCGAUGAGUGAGGUCGUAUUCUUGGAGCGGCACUGACGAAAUGCGCACUGACGCGUCAGCAAGGAAUUUGAAUAACUACGGCGGACUGACAUCACGGCCAGCCACUCGUCGCGGCCCAAUCAACAUGCCAUUCCGCAGUAAUUAUUGCCAUAAUUAGCAACUGGCUUCCGUGUUUUAACCCAUCGUUCUCUGAACCCUCCCGAGCCUCAAAGGACCG